This is a messenger RNA of Diaporthe amygdali, 1164 nucleotides long. RefSeq lists its product as uncharacterized. The coding region runs from base 1 to 1164 and encodes 387 amino acids. The transcript has a single exon. Lineage: Eukaryota; Fungi; Ascomycota; Sordariomycetes; Diaporthales; Diaporthaceae. The record is from RefSeq and is a predicted model, not a curated record.
AUGAAAUUCUCCGUCGCGGCACCAUUUUUCUUUCUUGUUCCAGCCUUGAUCUUGGCCCUCUUGACCCUGUUGGCGGGGAUCAAGCCCGCCUUCAUGGCAGAGACUUUCAUAGUCCGUGUUGCCCUUAAGCCCAAGGCCCCAUUUGUUAAACCAGACCCUCCACUCCCGACGACUGGCUCUAUGAGUACGCGUGAUCCGCCGCCAACCUUGCCGACGCAUCGAUCCAUCAUAGAGAAAAUGUCUCCGGAGAUGAAGGACGAGCUCUCUUCAUACGGCUCAGACAUUGCGUCCAUUAUCGGAGGGCUGGCCAUCGCCACCCUGAAUCUCCUCACCCCCGAGAGGCCAGAGCGGGUUCCUGUCGACAACAACAUCGGUCGACUUGAUACUUCCGUUUUGUUUGCGCGUUCCCCAUCCGAAAGGGGCAGAAACAAACGUCCCAAGCACCCUAGCGAUACCUCCACCCCCAAAGAUGGGAGGAAAAAGCGUCCCAAACACCACAAGGAUAAAGGGAAGAAAAAGCAAUCCAAACAUCACAAGGAUACAGAGAAUGACGAGGACGCAAGAAAGAAAGGACACAACGCCUAUACCAAUGACACUAACGCGGACGAAUUUGCCGUCACUGCGCACCUCUUGACCAACUGCGCGUGGAAGCUCAAGGACAAAGCUCAAAAUUGCUCGAGGCCCUGGAUGCUUGAAAACCUCUUGCUCAAAGAAUACUACCAGGACGACGACGAGGACUACAUGGUGAGCCCUCUCAUUAUGAAAAAGCAGGUCGUCAAUGCCUCGCAACCCGAGGAAGAGUCUUGGAAAGCACAGAACCAAGACAAGGACGAAGACGAGGACGAGAAAAAGCCUUGGAAGGCACAGAACAAGAAGGUGGCUAAUAUUAGACGCGCAUUUGCCAGAGUUCAUUUGGCAGGUUGCGUCUUCGUCGGCCUCUCGCUACUCUGUACUAUCGCCAGCUUCUUCAUCCUCCCAGCAUUCGGAAAGUGGGUCAGUAUUGGGAACCUGGUUCUCGCUUUGCUUGCUACAAUUCUCCUGCUCACCAGCAGCAUUUUCGCGGCCGUGUUCUCAGCGAGGGUCCGAAACUUCGUUGCGAAGGAUAAAGCUAUUUCUGAAAUGAUCAAGGUCGAGUCCGGUGGAAAGUUCCAGGCUUUGGCUUAG